Molecule: messenger RNA, 2187 nt
Organism: Ustilago hordei
Lineage: Eukaryota; Fungi; Basidiomycota; Ustilaginomycetes; Ustilaginales; Ustilaginaceae
Exons: 1
Coding region: 1-2187 (728 amino acids)
Biological process (GO): potassium ion transmembrane transport
Cellular component (GO): plasma membrane
Molecular function (GO): potassium ion transmembrane transporter activity
Source: RefSeq, a predicted model, not a curated record
AUGUGUUGCGGAAACGCUAGCUGGAAGCGUGAGGAGGUCCCAGAUCACAAGUUCGACUUCAUCGACGUUCGUGACUUUCGCAAUAAUGGCUGCUUUCAGCAACUCAAGUAUGCUUUCCUUUUUAUCAUGGUCGUCAAGUCCUUGGCAGUAUACGUCGCCGACAUCUACACGGCCGUCACAUUGCUUGCUUUCGGUCACUUUAGCGGCAGUCUUUACGACAAAGUCCAAAACGAUCCCCAGAACAACUUUCGCGUCCCGAUCUCCUACGGUCGUUGGAUCUUUACUGGCUGUAUCAUCUUUUCCUUCCUUCUACUUGCUUACGAAGCACACAAGUCCAGAGCGAUCGUAAAAAGCCGCGACAUCAGUUACGCCUUCACCAAUGUCAUGGCCAACAACUACUACUCUCUGCGAAGCUACGAUCACUUUUGCUUCUUCGACCACAUCAAUGACAGCAAGAAGAAGAAGGACGAGCUUGCUUUCUUCAUCUUCUUCACUUUCAAAGGUUGGAAGCGUUUGCUCGUCGCCGACGGUCCUCGUCAGGUGAUCAACUUUUUCACGCUCUACGGUCUUGGCUCGUUUGCCAAAUGGAGCACAAACCCCUACGACUACUAUGACGGUAACAUCUUCACAGGCAUCAUGAUUCUGUCCAUGCUUUUUACUGUGGCAGUCUUUGCCGGUUCCAUCAUUUUGCUCAUUAUCGCUGCCGUUGCGUAUAUACCGCUACUGUGCUACAUCAAGGGCAACCUCAAGGAAUACUGCUGUCACAAGGUCGACAAGCGUGUCACCGAACUCGUCCAACGCAAGAAGAAGCAACGUUUAGCUAAAAUCUCAGAGAUUGCUCGCAGGGAAGCUGCCGGCGACUUUUCGCAUCUCAUGAACAAAAAGGGUCAGAUGAUCGGUACUGCCAUCCCUCAACCCACGUUGCCGACUGUUGACGUCGAUCUUCUCAAUGAUGAGAAGCCAGGCAAACCAGGACCUUUGCAGCGAAACAACAGUGUUGGAAGCUCUACUGCCGUACACGGCAACGGCGGUGGAUACUAUGGCAACGGCGCUCCAGGCUACAAGUCCCCCGGCUUUGGCCCAUCGCACUUCUAUGGCGUCAAUGCGCCAUCGACGCAUAGUCUUGGCGGCUACAAUGACAAGGAAUAUGCCAGCACGGCCAACUUGGUCCACAACGCUGGACCUGCCGGGGCCGAGUAUGGUGGCAUGCCACCCGCAACUUUUGACGCUAUGGCAGAUCGCAUGGGCCCCAUCGGAACAAGUCCGAUGCUCUUCGCGCAGCGUGUUGGCGGUGGUGAUGGACAAGGCAGGAUCUCACCUGCGCCACCACAAUCGCAAACGGGUGAUCCAUACAACUUGCAAAGGUCAGGCUCUCGAACGCUGCUGGACGGUAGCAACGGAGGCAUGCCACAUCAUAUGGGUGGGCCUGGUGAGGCAUACGAGAUGAACUCGGGCUAUGGAAGGCAAAGUCCCUACCCACAGACAGAUAGAGGUUCGCCAAGUCAGCCCAGAGACUCGCCUUACGCCGCGCGAGGUCUCGACUACCCACCGCCUCAAAAUACUCACGGCGUUGAUGGCCUCGACUACCCACCACCCGAUGUUUCGUCGUACGUGCCAUACGAUGGACAUGGUACACACGAGCAGUUCCCGCCAGCAGUGGAGGUGUCCGUGGCAUCGUCAAGCACGGCUGAUUCGGGUGCGAACAGCCAUCUUGCGGCUGGGUACGGAACGGAUGGUUUCGGCCGAGAGCUGCAUCCUAAUCGAUACAGCAACAGCAAUGGUGGUGUCAGAUCAGGAGCCAACUCAUCUUCACACAGCCCGACCACCAGUGUUGGUGGUCUAGAUGACGUGUACGAUGCCUACCUCAACUCGCAUAACCACUCGCCCAUCAUCAACCCAGACCAGCGCCAUAGUGUCAACAGCUACAUGAUGAGUGACUACCCUGCUGACGGCCACGCAGAUCAUUAUCAACAGCAGUACCACGGCGAAGAUCAGAGGGGCUACGAUCAGCAUCACGGCUACAGCAAUGAGCCGCACCAUCAGCAGCAGCACCAACAGCAGCAAUCCCACGACGAUUAUGCUGGGCAAUGGCCGCGCCAGGACGAGGCACAAGGUUACAAUGUCGACGAAUAUAAUCAGCACGGUCAGCAAGACUCGUACCGCCAAGCACACGGUCAGGGCUACUAG